This is a messenger RNA of Anopheles coluzzii, 4365 nucleotides long. It is a transcript of the gene PCB, whose product is annotated as pyruvate carboxylase, mitochondrial. The record is from RefSeq and is a predicted model, not a curated record. Gene Ontology annotation, cellular component: cytoplasm. The transcript has 8 exons. Gene Ontology annotation, molecular function: pyruvate carboxylase activity; metal ion binding; ATP binding. NCBI's taxonomy places the organism in Eukaryota, Metazoa, Arthropoda, Insecta, Diptera, Culicidae. Bases 222 to 3812 code for a protein of 1196 amino acids. Gene Ontology annotation, biological process: pyruvate metabolic process; gluconeogenesis.
CGUUCUGUUUCACGUUCAGUUCAUGGGACGGUAACGGUGGAUACGGUGUUCGGAAUCGUCCGCAUCCAUAGUAAUCUACAUCAGUGUUGUGCCUCGUCGGGGCUGUUUGAGGUUUUCACCGCAUCGUGCUGUUGCUUAUGAGGAUUAGCAGUAGAAACACAAGAGCAACCCUUGGAAUCCACCGUCCACCGCCAACUGAAGAGUAACCGUUAAACGUCAAGAUGCAGCUAUUCAGUGCCCAAAUCGCUGUUGCAGGAUUACGGCGAACAAAUCGGGCUCGCCUAUGGACCAUCCGUAAAAAUGGCUUUGCAAGCCAGGUCGAAUACAAACCCAUACGAUCCGUGCUGGUUGCGAAUCGAGGAGAAAUUGCCAUUCGUGUCUUUCGCGCCUGCACGGAACUUGGAAUCCGAUCCGUGGCCGUUUACUCCGAACAGGACAAGAUGCAUAUGCACCGUCAAAAAGCAGAUGAGUCAUACAUGGUAGGAAAAGGGCUGGCCCCUGUUGAAGCAUACCUCAGCAUUCCGGAAAUCAUUCGAGUGUGCAAGGAAAAUGAUGUUGAUGCCGUUCAUCCUGGAUAUGGAUUUUUGUCUGAACGGUCUGACUUUGCGCAAGCUGUCAUCGAUGCAGGAUUGCGUUUCAUUGGCCCUUCGCCGAAAGUUGUGCAACAGAUGGGAGAUAAGGUCGCUGCACGCAAGGCUGCCAUCGAGGCUGGUGUGCCCAUUGUACCCGGUACAGAUGGACCAGUAACCACCAAAGAGGAGGCUGUCGAGUUCUGUCGUAAGCAUGGUUUGCCCGUCAUUUUUAAGGCUGCGUACGGUGGUGGCGGCCGUGGCAUGCGAGUCGUUCGCAAAAUGGAUGAAGUUGAAGAUAACUUCAUGCGUGCCAGUUCCGAAGCAAAAGCAGCAUUCGGAAAUGGUGCUAUGUUCAUUGAAAAGUUCAUUGAGCGUCCGCGGCACAUUGAGGUGCAACUGCUGGGUGACAAAGCGGGAAAUGUCGUUCAUCUGUACGAGCGCGACUGUUCCGUGCAGCGACGCCAUCAAAAGGUAGUUGAAAUUGCGCCGGCACCCCGCCUGCCGAUUGAAGUGCGGGACAAAAUGACGGAGUAUGCCGUUCGUUUGGCGCGGCACGUGGGCUAUGAAAAUGCGGGCACGGUCGAGUUCUUGUGCGACGAAUCUGGAAACUUUUACUUCAUCGAAGUUAAUGCUCGACUACAAGUUGAGCAUACCGUUACUGAGGAAAUUACUGGCAUCGAUCUGGUGCAGUCGCAGAUCCGUGUUGCUGAAGGUAUGACCCUGCCCGAACUUGGCUACACGCAAGAAAAUAUCAAACCGCAAGGAUAUGCUAUUCAGUGCCGUGUUACAACGGAAGAUCCGGCGAACGAUUUCCAACCAAACACAGGCCGUUUGGAGGUAUUCCGUUCCGGCGAAGGUAUGGGUAUUCGUUUGGACAGCGCCUCAGCUUACGCUGGUGCCAUUAUUUCUCCGUACUACGAUUCGCUACUGGUCAAAGUCAUAUCGCACGCCUCGGAUCUACAAUCGUCCGCGGCAAAAAUGAAUCGUGCCCUGCGCGAGUUCCGUAUUCGGGGUGUCAAAACCAACAUACCAUUCCUACUUAAUGUGCUUGAGAAUCAAAAGUUCCUCAAUGGAGUACUUGACACCUACUUUAUCGAUGAGCACCCGCAGCUGUUCCGAUUUUCCAAAUCGAAAAACCGCGCUCAGAAGCUGCUGAACUAUCUUGGCGAAGUUUUGGUAAAUGGACCGACCACUCCACUCGCGACGAAACUAAAGCCCGCUGAAGUUCAACCGCACGUUCCUCAAUUGCCAUUGGAUCUAUCACCGGAAGCACUGGCCGAGGAGGAAGAGGGUACAAGAAAAGUUACAGAGCCACCGCGUGGUUUCAAACAAAUUCUGCAGGAGGAAGGCCCUGAAGGUUUUGCAAAGGCGGUACGAAGCCAAAAGAAGCUGCUACUCAUGGAUACCACGUUCCGCGACGCUCAUCAAUCGCUACUAGCCACACGUGUACGAACGCACGACCUGCUGAAGAUAUCGCCGUUUGUGGCGCACAAAUUUAACAACCUAUAUUCGCUAGAAAACUGGGGAGGUGCUACUUUCGACGUCGCACUCCGUUUCCUGCACGAAUGCCCAUGGGAACGGUUGGAGGAAAUGCGCAAACAGAUUCCAAACAUUCCCUUCCAGAUGCUUCUACGCGGUGCAAACGCCGUUGGAUACACGAACUAUCCCGAUAAUGUGGUGUACAAAUUCUGUGAAUUAUCGGUACAAUGUGGAAUGGAUAUUUUCCGAGUAUUUGACUCGUUGAACUAUCUGCCGAACUUGAUCCUCGGUAUGGAAGCGGCCGGUAAUGCUGGCGGUGUAGUGGAGGCUGCUAUCUCGUACACUGGAGAUGUGAGUGAUCCGAAAAAAACCAAGUACGAUCUUAAAUACUACACUAACCUCGCCGACGAAUUAGUCAAAGCAGGGACUCAUGUCCUGUGCAUCAAGGAUAUGGCUGGACUGCUAAAACCGCAAGCCGCACGCUUACUCAUUACAGCUAUUCGCGAAAAACACCCAGAUGUACCAAUUCACAUUCACACACACGAUACAUCAGGAGCGGGCGUAGCUUCUAUGCUAGCAUGUGCCGAGGCUGGUGCCGAUGUCGUUGAUGUCGCGGUCGACUCCAUGUCCGGAAUGACUUCGCAGCCGAGUAUGGGAGCGGUUGUCGCAUCUCUUCAGGGCACCAGUCUCGAUACUGGCUUAGGAUUGCCGGAUAUUAGCGAAUACUCUGCCUACUGGGAGCAAACGCGUACGCUAUAUGCACCAUUCGAAUGCACCACCACGAUGAAAUCGGGCAAUGCCGAUGUGUACAUGAAUGAAAUUCCUGGAGGACAGUACACGAAUUUGCAAUUCCAGGCUUACUCGCUUGGAUUGGGGGAUUUCUUUGAAGACGUCAAAAAGGCGUACCGUGAGGCCAACCUGUUAUUGGGAGACAUCAUUAAAGUUACUCCCUCUUCGAAGGUCGUUGGUGAUUUGGCCCAAUUCAUGGUACAAAACCACUUAACGGCCGACCAGGUGCUGGAACGAGCGGAGGAGCUUUCUUUCCCGAAAUCAGUGGUCGAGUUCCUGCAGGGUGCUAUUGGCACACCACAUGGCGGCUUCCCCGAACCACUACGAUCUCGCGUACUUAAGGAUAUGCCACGCAUUGAGGGACGUCCCGGUGCUCAACUGGCUCCACUUGAUUUUGAUGCACUUAAGAAAUCGCUACAGGAAUCUCAUCCCGACGUGCAAGAUCGUGAUGUCAUGUCGGCAGCCCUCUACCCUCAAGUUACAAACGAUUUCCUUAACUUCCGCGAUACAUUCGGGCCGGUAGAUAAACUAAAUACACGCGUAUUUCUUACCGGACCCAAGGUAGGUGAGGAGUUUGAGGCAACCAUAGAGAAGGGAAAAACGCUUGGCUUCAAGACACUAGCUAUGGCCGAAGAUCUAACUGCCAACGGUGAACGAGAAGUGUUUUUCGAACUGAACGGUCAGUUGCGUUCGGUGCUGAUUCGCGACAAGGAGGCAGUCAAGGAGUUGCACAUCCAUCCAAAGGCUACCAAGGGUAACAAAAACGAAGUUGGUGCCCCAAUGCCCGGAUCCGUGAUCGAAAUCAAGGUAAAGGUUGGAGACCACGUCGAGAAAGGCCAGCCGCUGAUUGUGCUGUCGGCAAUGAAGAUGGAAAUGGUGGUACAGUCGCCCCGAGCUGGCGUUGUGAAAACACUGGAUAUCAGCAACGGCAUGAAACUCGAAGGAGAAGACUUGCUUUUGACUCUUGAAUAAGGUUUCGGCAAAAAAAACCCAAUGAUAUGCCUUAUAAUUGAUGCUGAUACCGGUUUGCGGUCAUGCAGGGAAAGGAUACAUCCCAACAAAACACUACAUGGAAAGAAAACGGCCAUGAAAUUGUUAUUAAAUUAACAUGCGUUACGAUCAUACAAACAUGAUGGCCUUCUAGAAGUUAGUUUUCACUAUCAUCACAAUCGUGCUUUGUGGCAAUGUUUUAAUCGUACCGAUUGCGCUCUACGAUAUUGGUACAAUUAACUACUCUUUGCAUCGUACUCUAUGAGAACUGCAUCCGAUAAUUACAUGAAAUGAAAUCAUCCGAGCCUAGCUCAUUACCCAGCUAUCCAACGUGUUUUAUAAAACCCGUAUCAUCAAAACUCCGUAGCUGUUGAUAGAUUAUAUUGUGUUUUUUUUUUUGUUAGAUUAGUUUCAUGAGACUUUUGUUUAGUUAUGGUUUGGGAAGGGAUAUCAAAUAUAAAAUAUUUUAUAUGCAAUGCGUUUAAGGUGCGCAUGGUAAUGUGUUUUUUUAUGAAACAAUAAAAUAUUACUAGAA